AUGUCGUCCACCACAGGCCCUCCGUCUCCCCUAGGUACUGCAGCACAUCUCCCACCCGGCGGACUGAUCGCAAUCGCCUGGUCCAGCGUCGUCCUCGCAGGCGCUUUCGUCGUCGCUCGUACUUUGAUCCGUAUAGUCAAGGCCGAGCGCCUUGGGCAUGAUGACUAUUGGAUCUAUCUAGCUUAUCUCAUCCUUUGCAUCAAUGCUCUUCUUCAAACGGUUCAGACCCCUUAUAUCUACCACCUUGUACGGGUGAGAGCAGGAUUGGAGCCCGCUGGCGAAGGAUUUUUGAAGGAUGGUAAGGCAUACCUGCGCUAUGAGUUCACGAUCAUUGGCCUCUUCUGGUCGAUACUCUGGAGUGAAGUGGUGGAUGAUGGUCGCGGGUUUUGCCUUCGCCUCGUACGUUGGGUGCUGGAUUGCGAGCGCAAUGACAUGUCACCCGGCCUCUCUCUACUUCACAUUCGGUACGGAGGUCUCCCCACGGCGACUAAAGAGGUUACUGAGAUCAUCAACCAGUCGCUCUUCAAGGGCCGUGGAUCCUUCCAGCGCUACAACUUUCCAGUCAACGGCAAGAACUUGUCACGAGACUUACGUCAUACUGCCAUACGACUUGGCAGUGCUGAUACUGGUAACGGUGCUAAGGCAGCACCGCAAGUCAUGUCAAAGCCGAUUGAUGGGGCACCCGAUGGUGGCUACGGUGAUGGAAUUUACGUACCACACGGAGCUAUUGGUGUGAGGAGUGAUUAUGAAGUGAGGGGCUAUGAGAAUGAGCCAUGA
This is a messenger RNA of Letharia lupina, 777 nucleotides long. RefSeq lists its product as uncharacterized. Lineage: Eukaryota; Fungi; Ascomycota; Lecanoromycetes; Lecanorales; Parmeliaceae. The record is from RefSeq and is a predicted model, not a curated record. The transcript has 5 exons. The coding region runs from base 1 to 777 and encodes 258 amino acids.